UUUUAAGUGAAAUUUUAACGGUCUGUCCCAUUGUACAUUGGCCAUGUCAAUAUCGCCUUGUAGCUUCUGCUAGUUUAGUGUACACUUGUUUGCCAAGUGCUGGCCACCUCGAAGCAGGCAACGAGUUUGCUAUUAGUUGUGUUUGAACCUAGACGGAGCACACAAGUCUAUCCAACACCUUUCUGGCCAGGAGUACACAUUGUCACAAUUACUUGAAGUUCUGAUAAUCAAAUUUGCAGUUAUCAAAACACUAUGGCCAAAAUAAGAGAGCUGGUGCCAGAGCUGGCGGAAGUGGCGCGCUCGGAGCUGAACGAGGAUGAGGCGAACAGAGAUGCGUUAAUUGUGGCCCUGCGCACUUGGAUCGAUGAGCAGAACUAUCUGGUGGCGCGCACCGAAGAUCAGUUUCUGGUCGCAUUUCUGCGUUUCUGUCAAUGGGAUUUGGAGGAGGCCAAAAAGCGUGUGCUCUUCUUCUACAACUACAAGUCCAAGGAACGCAGCCUACUCAAGUGUCGCUCGGUAGAUGACAAGGUCCUCGAGCUGGCCAGAUCAGGUAUAUUUGCUACACUACCCAAUCCCAUUGGACCAGGCGGUCCACGUAUCCAUUACACACGCAUGGGGCACAUAGAGACUUCCAAGCAUAGCGUUUCCGACAUUUUUCGCUUCCAUGCCUUCCGCUCUGAAAUUGAGAUCAACACCGACGACAACUGGAACAUUGCCGGCGUUGUGGAGGUUAUUGAUUUUACUAAAAUACCUUACUCGUUGCUGCUGCAGUUCGAUCCCAGCUUGUUCAAGCGCAUGAAUGCCUUCCUCGAGCAUGGUUUACCCACGAGCUUAGUAGCCACGCACAUUGUGAAUGCCUCGCGAGAAACACAGUUUGUGCUCACCAUAAUCCGCAAUGUUAUGAAACAGAAGGAACUGCUGCACAUACAUCCCAAUUUGGAGUCGUUGUACAAGGCCAUUGGCAAAGAGUAUCUGCCGGCGGAGCUGGGCGGCAAUAAUGGCUCACUGAACGAAGCCAUCACACGCUAUGAGCUGCAACUGAACAGCUUUACGAAUUACUUCAAGGAUGAGGAGCGUUUUGGUGUUGACGAGAAGCUGCGGGCUGCCAGCGAGAAGGAGCAGCGCCCUACACUGGUCGCCGGGUCCGCCAAUGAGGACGGCGCCUUUCGCAAGCUGACCUUUGAUUGAGGCUGUGACAGCGGCGGUGGCAGUUAGUUGUAUAUUCAGAUGCACAUACUAUACACACCUCUCUCUAUAUUUACAUAUAUAUAUAUAUAUAUACAUACCCCAUCCAUACUACAGCGAACUUUGGGACAUAGCUGAACCUGAUAUUUUAUAACAAUUGAUAGAAAGCAACAUCGAAACCUAAAGCAAAUUGAACAAUGUUACAACUAAAACAAAGUGCACACUAAAAAAAA
Drosophila novamexicana is the source of this 1418-nucleotide messenger RNA. RefSeq names its product alpha-tocopherol transfer protein-like. Lineage: Eukaryota; Metazoa; Arthropoda; Insecta; Diptera; Drosophilidae. The transcript is spliced from 3 exons. Gene Ontology annotation, molecular function: phosphatidylinositol bisphosphate binding. The coding region runs from base 253 to 1188 and encodes 311 amino acids. The record is from RefSeq and is a predicted model, not a curated record. Gene Ontology annotation, cellular component: membrane.